Messenger RNA from Lemur catta (Ring-tailed lemur), 8360 nucleotides. It is a transcript of the gene TRIM33, whose product is annotated as tripartite motif containing 33. The record is from RefSeq and is a predicted model, not a curated record. The coding region runs from base 125 to 3508 and encodes 1127 amino acids. Lineage: Eukaryota; Metazoa; Chordata; Mammalia; Primates; Lemuridae. The transcript has 20 exons. Gene Ontology annotation, molecular function: zinc ion binding; protein binding.
GGUUCGCUCGCUCGCUCGCUCUCGGCGGCCGCUCUCGCUGCGGCUGCGGCUGGGGCUGGGGGCGGCGGCGGCGACGCGGGCGGCGGGCGGCGCGGGGCGGUCCGGCGGGUUCAAAGAGGAAAACAUGGCGGAAAACAAAGGCGGCGGCGAGGCUGAGAGCAGCGGCGGGGGCAGCGGCAGCGCGCCGGUAACUGCCGGGGCCGCGGGGCCCGCGGCGCAGGAGGCGGAGCCGCCUCUCGCCGCGGUGCUGGUGGAGGAGGAGGAGGAGGAAGGCGGCAGGGCCGGCGCGGAGGGCGGCGCGGCCGGGCCCGACGACGGGGGGGUGGCCGCGGCCUCUUCGGGCUCGGCCCCGGCUGCCUCAGCCCCUGCGGCCUCAGUGGGCCCCGGAGUUCCUGGGGGGGCGUUAUCGACGCCGGCCCCAGCUCCAGCCUCGGCUCCUGCUCCGGGUCCCUCGGCGGGGCCGCCUCCUGGACCGCCAGCCUCGCUCCUGGACACCUGCGCCGUGUGUCAGCAGAGCUUGCAGAGCCGGCGUGAGGCGGAGCCCAAGCUGCUGCCCUGUCUUCACUCCUUCUGUCUGCGCUGCCUGCCCGAGCCUGAGCGCCAGCUCAGCGUGCCCAUCCCGGGGGGCAGCAACGGCGACAUCCAACAAGUUGGUGUAAUACGAUGCCCAGUAUGCCGCCAAGAGUGCAGACAGAUAGACCUUGUGGAUAAUUAUUUUGUGAAAGAUACAUCUGAAGCUCCUAGCAGUUCUGAUGAAAAAUCAGAACAGGUAUGUACUAGUUGUGAAGACAAUGCAAGUGCUGUUGGCUUUUGUGUAGAAUGUGGAGAGUGGCUAUGUAAGACAUGUAUCGAAGCACAUCAAAGAGUAAAAUUCACUAAAGAUCACUUGAUCAGGAAGAAAGAAGAUGUCUCAGAGUCUGUUGGAGCAUCUGGUCAGCGCCCUGUUUUCUGCCCUGUACACAAACAAGAACAGUUGAAACUUUUCUGUGAAACAUGUGAUAGACUGACAUGUAGAGACUGUCAGCUAUUGGAACACAAAGAACAUAGGUACCAAUUUUUAGAAGAAGCUUUCCAAAAUCAGAAAGGUGCAAUUGAGAAUCUACUCGCUAAGCUUCUUGAGAAGAAGAAUUAUGUUCAUUUUGCAGCUACUCAGGUGCAGAAUAGGAUAAAAGAAGUAAAUGAGACUAACAAACGAGUAGAACAGGAAAUUAAAGUGGCCAUUUUCACCCUUAUCAAUGAAAUUAAUAAGAAAGGAAAAUCUCUCUUACAGCAGCUAGAGAAUGUUACAAAAGAAAGGCAGAUGAAGUUACUACAGCAGCAGAAUGACAUCACAGGCCUUUCCCGACAGGUGAAGCAUGUUAUGAACUUUACAAACUGGGCAAUUGCAAGUGGUAGCAGCACUGCACUACUAUACAGCAAGCGACUGAUCACUUUUCAAUUGCGUCAUAUUUUGAAAGCACGAUGUGAUCCAGUCCCUGCUGCUAAUGGAGCAAUACGUUUCCAUUGUGAUCCUACCUUCUGGGCAAAGAAUGUAGUCAAUUUAGGUAAUCUAGUAAUAGAGAGUAAACCAGCUCCUGGUUAUACUCCUAAUGUUGUAGUUGGGCAAGUUCCUCCAGGGACAAACCACAUUAGUAAAACCCCCGGGCAGAUUAAUUUAGCACAACUUCGGCUCCAGCACAUGCAACAACAAGUGUAUGCACAGAAACAUCAGCAGUUACAACAGAUGAGGAUGCAGCAACCACCAGCACCUGUACCAACAACAACAACAACAACACAGCAGCAUCCUAGACAAGCAGCACCUCAAAUGUUACAGCAACAGCCUCCACGAUUGAUCAGUGUGCAAACAAUGCAAAGAGGCAACAUGAACUGUGGAGCUUUUCAAGCCCAUCAAAUGAGACUGGCUCAGAAUGCUGCCAGAAUACCAGGGAUACCCAGGCACAGCGGCCCUCAAUAUUCCAUGAUGCAGCCACACCUCCAAAGACAACACUCAAACCCAGGGCAUGCUGGACCCUUUCCUGUUGUAUCGGUACACAACACCACAAUCAACCCAACGAGCCCUACUACGGCAACUAUGGCAAAUGCAAACCGAGGUCCCACCAGCCCAUCUGUUACAGCAAUAGAGCUAAUCCCCUCAGUUACCAAUCCAGAAAACCUUCCAUCGCUGCCAGAUAUUCCACCCAUACAGUUGGAAGAUGCUGGCUCAAGUAGUUUAGAUAAUCUACUAAGUAGAUACAUCUCAGGCAGUCACCUACCCCCGCAGCCUACAAGCACCAUGAAUCCUUCCCCAGGACCCUCUGCCCUAUCUCCAGGAUCAUCAGGUUUAUCCAAUUCUCACACACCUGUAAGACCCCCUAGUACCUCUAGUACUGGCAGUCGAGGCAGCUGUGGGUCAUCAGGAAGAACUGCUGAGAAGACAAGUCUUAGUUUUAAAUCUGAUCAAGUAAAGGUCAAGCAAGAACCUGGAACUGAAGACGAAAUAUGUAGUUUUUCAGGAGCUGUGAAACAAGAAAAGACAGAAGAUGGCAGGAGAAGUGCUUGCAUGUUGAGCAGUCCUGAGAGUAGCUUGACACCACCCCUCUCAACUAACCUGCAUCUAGAGAGUGAGUUGGAUGCAUUAGCAAGCCUGGAAAACCAUGUGAAAACUGAACCAACAGAUAUGAAUGAAAGCUGCAAACAGUCAGGGCUCAGCAGCCUUGUUAAUGGAAAGUCCCCAAUUCGAAGCCUCAUGCACAGGUCAGCAAGGAUUGGAGGAGAUGGCAACAGCAAAGAUGAUGACCCAAAUGAAGACUGGUGUGCUGUCUGCCAAAACGGAGGGGAUCUCUUGUGCUGUGAAAAAUGUCCAAAGGUCUUUCAUCUAACGUGUCAUGUUCCAACACUUCUUAGCUUUCCAAGUGGGGACUGGAUAUGCACAUUUUGUAGAGAUAUUGGGAAGCCAGAAGUUGAAUAUGACUGUGAUAAUUUGCAACAUAGUAAGAAGGGGAAAACUGCACAGGGAUUAAGCCCCGUGGACCAAAGGAAAUGUGAACGUCUUCUGCUUUACCUCUAUUGCCAUGAAUUAAGUAUUGAAUUCCAGGAGCCCGUUCCUGCUUCGAUACCAAACUACUAUAAAAUUAUAAAGAAACCAAUGGAUUUAUCUACCGUGAAAAAGAAGCUUCAGAAAAAACAUUCCCAACACUACCAAAUCCCAGAUGACUUUGUGGCUGAUGUCCGUUUGAUCUUCAAGAACUGUGAAAGGUUUAAUGAGAUGAUGAAAGUUGUUCAAGUUUAUGCAGACACACAAGAGAUUAAUUUGAAGGCUGAUUCAGAAGUAGCUCAGGCAGGGAAAGCAGUUGCAUUGUACUUUGAAGAUAAACUCACAGAGAUCUACUCAGACAGGACCUUCGCACCUUUGCCAGAGUUUGAGCAGGAAGAGGAUGAUGGUGAGGUAACUGAGGACUCUGAUGAAGACUUUAUACAGCCCCGCAGAAAACGCCUAAAGUCAGAUGAGAGACCAGUACAUAUAAAGUAAAAUGACAUGGAUUUAAAUCAAUUGUUUAAAAAAAAAAAAUGAAAAAGAAAAGGAAAAAAACAGAAAACUUUUAUUUAAGUGUUGCUGGAAUAUCCUGCCUACAGUGGGCACCUCCUUGAAGAAGCUGAUAGCUUUUACACAGUAUUAGAUUGAAAUAAUGGAGAGAAAACAUAUUCUUGUCAAGAAAGGGGAGAGAACUCUAUUUACAACCUUAAAGGAAAAACUAAAAGAAAAAGUGAAAUGAUGUGAGGAUUUCUGUUACUAAUGAGGAUGGUUCUUUGUUAAAAUGGCAAAUGUUGAUCAUGUGGAAUUGAUUGGUACACGAUACUGGAUGUAUAAGUAAAUACUUGAGGCUCAUGUUGCUUGAUAAAUUGUCUUUUUGGACUAGGUCACACAGUUAUUACAAAUUUUUAAGCCUCCCCCUCCACAUACAUACAUACUGAGUUGUUUUCUAGUUAAAAAUACUUUAGAGUAGCUCAGAUUCCACUUUAAUGUCAGUGCAGAUGUGCACUGAAUUAUGCCAUUAUAUUUUUUCUCAUUUUAAUGCUGUUGGGUCUUAGUUUUUAAAUUCAUUUAAAGAAUUGAACAGUAGUUUUAUUUUCUACUCAUACUUAGGGUCUAGGAGACAUGACCACUGGUCAUGAUUUAAUCAGCUUCAAUGCUCUACUGAAAUAAAAAUGGUAACUUUUCAAUAGUGGAUCAUGUAGAGUUGUAGUAGUCAUUUCCAGAAAACACUUCCACACAAUUACACUUCCCAAUUAAAUCAUGUGAUCAUACAGUUAUUCCCAUGAAAGGCAGAAUGUUUGUUUCAAAAUUAAUCUAGUUUUCUGUACAUUUAAAUUUGAGAAGGUGACAACUGGCUCUUAUUCAGUCUUCCUUCAUAUCAGUUUUCUGAUAGACCACUAUUGGCAAACAGUUAUCUGUCAACUACCAAAUGUGUAAAAUUUUCUGUAUUUCACUUUGUCUUAUUUGUAAAUAGUGAACUAAAACUUCUGGCAGAUCAGCAACAUUUGCUGAGCCUGUUUUUUAAGCUAAUGUGUAUUCUUACUAAUGUUCCUAUCAAGAAUGGAUUUGUAAUAUAUGCUGUCUAUUUCUAAUGUUCACAUUCAUAUUUUGAGGUUCUAUCUUAUUUUAAUAGAGAACAGACUUCUCAAAAAAUCUUCAGAAGCAGCUUAUUAUUGAAAUAUCAAAAUAUUGAAAUAAACCCGGUGGGGUUAGGUUACUCAUCUGUCCACCAAGUGGGACAUAUGCAUGGACUGGGGGCUUUAAGGAGUUAGAAGAGACCUGUAAGUAAAUCCUGAAAAUGAGCCAAUCCCCACUUGAAUGGUUACUGGAAUAAACCCACCAUUACUACCCUGAUUGCAGCACCUGAGGAUGAACCAACUUGGCUUUGGUUCAUUUUUCUUCUCUUCAUUUGUGAUACUCAAAUUUAAGAUACAUGUUCUAGACUAUGUACAGGCUUCUCUUUUGUUGGGUUAAAAAUCUUAGUCCUACUUUUGUAUGGACACAUUAGAAUAUAAAGAGACCAAAAUAGAUGAAUUUGCCGUUAGAUAUUUUUCAGACGUCAGCAGAUUUGUGGUAAAUCAUUUGCCUUUUUAAAAAUUCAGUUUAAUCAUGUCAGACAGUAAACUACUCAGAAAAUUAUUUGACAUAAUUGUCUAAGAGGUAAAUAUUUUUUAGUGCGUAUUGAAUCAAAUAAAGUGCUCUAAAGAAAUUAUUAUACAAAUUCCUUUGGGUUGUUUUUCUUUUCUUAACAAGUGGUGGUGGGUAAACAAAUACGAUUCAGGCCUUUUGAUUAUGUAUUUAAAUAGUAUUGAUUUUAUUACUGCUAUUGACUCUCUUUAUUCCCUUGCUUCCUUUUAGCUUCUCUUUCAGUUUUGUUAUAAGUUAAGCUUUUAAAAAUAUACCAAACUAUUAAAUUACUUCAUUCAAAUUUCAAAUUCCUAAGAAAGUUUUUUAAUAAAAGGGAGAAAAUAGUUUUAAAAUACUUUUACCUAUGGCUAUUUCCCUUUAUUCUACAACAUCCAUGGUUUCAAUUUAUAAGUAGACAUAUAUCUAAGGGAAAAUUUUUGGAAAGUGAGGAGCAGCAGUAUAACUUUGUUUUAUCAAGCCUUUGAGUUCUAAUGUUUUAUAUUUGCUCUUCAUAUGAAUCCUUUUUUUAAAAAAUCGUAGGUAAUAAGUCAUAAAUAGAUUCUGCCAGCUGGGGGGAGAAAUAAAUUUUAAGUAAAUAUUUGUCAAUAUUUGUCGCCUUAAGAGAUAAUGUAUUUCCUUAAAAACAUUUCCAUGUUAGGAGUUUUUGGCUUUUUUUGUUUUAUUUUAAGGUUGGUUAAAGUAAUCAGUUUAAAACCACUUUGUUGUCAAUAUUUAAUAGGCUCCAUUUCUGUUAAUAGAAAAUAGUUCAUACUGCUGAGGAAUUACUAAUAAUACCUAUCAACAAACCACCAUUGAGUAAAGGUAUUCACUUGAGAUUUCACUAAAGCUUUUUUUCUUGCACACGUAUCAUUGUUUCUGAGUUGAUUUGUUCAGCCCUAAGAUAACUAUAGUUAAAAUGUUUGAAGAUUUAAAUUGAUAUUCAGAUAUCUUACAAUGUUUUCCUAUUAACUUAUGUUUCAAAAAGACAAAGAUUGAAUAUCUAUCAAUCCCUGAAGACAGUUUGUUUGAUACUCUCUUACAUUUAUAUUCUUUGUUUAAAAGGCAGUAAAUAUUUUAGAUUUGGAGGAAUGUCCACAUAAUAAUGUUUUAUUGAAAGCUUUUAAAGUUUUUGCCAUGCUUCAGUUUACUUCUCCCAUCAGAAAACUAAGAACAAAAUGUUCCUCGAUCUGUUCUGCUGACCUAAAUUUGUGCUUUUAGCACUUGAUUCAGCUCAUUCAUUGAAUGAAGAAAUUGCCUUACUAGGUGAAGCAUGUGAAAGUUCCAAAGUAUGGUUAGAUUGUAGGUCAUGCUCUAUAUAGAAAUAUCAAACCAUUACUACAGAGAAAUGAUAGAGCAUUGGAUCCACUGUUGAAAUUAUUCUUUUUGGAAUCAACAAAUUGAUCCUUUCUGAUUUUAUUUCUUACGUAAGGGAAUUUUAGAUAAUUUUAGGUCUCACUUUUUAUCAAAACAAGUUUUGAGAUUUUUAGUUACUCCAAAGAAAUGCUUUUAAAAUAGAAGCAAAAGGUUUAUAGUGUGCAAAUUUUAGAUAUAUCAAUUACCUCAGCAGGUAUCCUGCCAUGUAAUUAUUAGUGAUUAGUGUUAAUAAGCCAAUAGAUUCAGGUCUUCCAACUAUGCCCUUGGAUUAUGGUCUACCAUAUGUGAUUAAAUGGUCUCUUACUCCAAAAUGGGAGUAGACGCUGUGGCCCCCUCUCCCUUGGCCUUUACAUCCUGUGUCCAUCCCUGUUCAUAUACAACACGUGAAAUAUAAAAAUCGCAUUUCUUAUCAAAGUCAGCACUGCUUAUUUGCUUGCAUACUCAGCAUUGGAUCAGUGAGUAGUUUUAUAAAAAUCCAUGCUCCCAACUCCCUUAAAACAAUCAAAUUCUUAAUUCAUGCCAUGAAUUCUUAAUUUAUGCCAUCCAUAUUAAUGAUCUGCUGAACAUGAUUCGAUAUUUUCAAGUUGUAUUACAGUUUGACCAUGUACCAGACCUGGAUGUUUCCUUUAAUUUUUUUCUCACAGUUAUCUCCUCCUUGAUAAAGCAAUAACACUGCUUUAAAUCUGUUGCCUAAUAGCAUGUCAGAAUCCUCUCCUGGAUGGUGAUUUUAUAGAAAAGUUUGUAUGCAUAUCACCCAGUCUAUCUUUUAAAAAUUAAGAAAUUUAAAAGUAUGCUGGAGGUAAUGACAAUAUAUUGUGGCAUUUUAUUUUAAAAAUUGGGGAAAGUUGCAUAUUUUUUUAAAAGUAGGUGUUUGAGUAAAAAAAAUAAUCGAAGGUACUUUUUUAAGGAAAAAAAUUUAUAUGCCACAGUUUACAUAGACAUUUCCGAUUUCAACAUGUACUCUUGAAUAUAGCAGUUUCUUUUACUUGGUCAAAAUGCAUGUAUAGCAUUUCUUUCAUUUUAGUUCCUUGUGUUUGCCUAUGUGGUCCUUUAUAUUUUUUAUUGUAUCUGAGAAACAAAAUUAUCUUCAGAAAUAAAUUAAUUUGGAUAUAUUUAUCAUAUCAAACUCUACAGAAUGUACAAAAUUAAGUUUAGCCCUUUUCCAGCCAGUGAUCUUUGAAAACUAAAAAUGCUAUUCUUUUAAAUUCACCAAUUUUAUAUGUGGGAAGGCACUGAAAUGAUUUUGUAAGUGCCGCUGGCAAUAUUCCCUUUCAAGUGUGGCCUAAAUUUCAAACUUAAGGAUGGAAUGCAUGUCUGCUCCUGGUCUGAAAAAAUGUAGGCAUUUACUAUGUUUUAAAACACAGUGAAACGUGUACAUAAGCCUAUAAAAAAGAUUUGUGCAAUUUGAAAGCCUGUUAAUUUUUUAUGUAGACAUACCUACACAUGAAAGGGUUAAAUUCACAGCCUUACUAGUUGCCCAGUAUUUCAAUUGGUCUCCCCCCAUUGUUAUUAUUACUACUACUAUUAUUUUUGCACAUAGUUAACUACCCUCAAUAUGAUUCUUAAAAAGUGCUGUUUCUGUGGUAUUGUAUUCUCUAAAUAAUCAUAUUUAAUUUUUUUAAACAAGGUUGCAGUUUCUAAUUGUUCCGUUCCUGUGUUUUUGCUGGUGUGUAAUAAAAGCAAGUUUUUUCUUUUCAUGGUUAUUUAAUACAUUAGCUGCCUGUAAAUAAUUCUUGUUAUAAUGCUCUGGAAUGUGUUGUAGAAGUUGUAUUAGAUUAGUUUAAACCCUUGUUUGAAAACCACAUUGUUUUGUUUAUUUCUAUUAAAUUAGAAAAUUGAAAAAGUU